Messenger RNA from Diorhabda sublineata, 809 nucleotides. RefSeq names its product methylosome subunit pICln-like. Bases 105 to 734 code for a protein of 209 amino acids. The record is from RefSeq and is a predicted model, not a curated record. NCBI's taxonomy places the organism in Eukaryota, Metazoa, Arthropoda, Insecta, Coleoptera, Chrysomelidae. Gene Ontology annotation, biological process: mRNA cis splicing, via spliceosome; spliceosomal snRNP assembly; chloride transport. Gene Ontology annotation, cellular component: cytosol; methylosome; spliceosomal complex. The transcript has 5 exons.
GCUGCAUCUAGUGUCAAUUGUCAAAGUUGAUAAUCCGUUCUUAUAGUUUGAGAUUUUUAUAUCGAAUAUUAACAUUAGCCGGUAUCAUUUUAAAAGCCAAAGAAAUGGUUAUAAUUAAUUCUUUUAGAUACCCCGAAUCCGAUAUUAAAUGUGAACAUAAGGAUGUUAGAGUAUUCCUAGAUAAAAAAGAUUUGGGUUUGGGUACGUUAAUCGUUAGUGAAAGGACAUUUUGUUGGCAUCAAAGAGAAGAUAUUGGGUUUUCGAUUAGUUAUUCAAGUAUAUCUCUGCACGCUAUAUCUAAAGACGCCAAUGUACAUCCAAAUGCUUGUGUAUAUGUAAUGAUUGACGGGCAUUUUACUAUGCCGGGUGAUGUACCACCGGAGCCAGAGACCAAUGAUGAUAGCGAUGUAGAAUCAGAACCUGAUAUUUCAGAAAUAAUAGUAGUACCAGAAAAUGAGGAGUUGAUACAAGAAAUAUACAAUGCAAUUACACUUUGUCAAGAAUUAAAUCCUGAUCCAAUGGAUGAAGUAGAUGAAAGUGAUGAUAAUGAUGACAAUUUAUAUGAAGAUGCUGAAGACGAUAUGGAAGACGAAGAAAAUGAAAUAAGAGAAAGAGGUGGAGGAGAUGCAGACAUCGAUGAUCUUGCAAGAAGGAUACAAGCAAACAGUGUUGAUCUUCGGGUUAAUUAUAGAAAUGGUCACAAUGAUGAUGAUGAUUUCCAAGAUGCCGAUUAAUUGGUUAUAGAUUUAUAUUAUUUUGUACUUUUCUAAUAUAUUUAAAAUAAAUAUGCAUUAAAUUUUCUUUUUAGA